AUGAACCACAAGAACACAACUCUGGUCUCCGAAUUCUUCCUCCGUGGAUUCUCCUCCCAGCCAGAGGUCGAAACACUCCUCUUCCCGCUUUUCCUCUUGAUGUAUUUGCUCACCAUUCUGGGGAAUGUAACCAUCAUCUUGUUGAUCCGCUGUGAUGGGCAGCUCCUUCAAACCCCCAUGUACUUCUUCCUCAGUCACCUCGCAGUAGCUGAUUUGGGUUUUGCCAGCUCCAUCGUCCCCAAGGUGCUACAGAACUUGUUAUCUCAGAGAAAGACCAUCUCCUACCAUGGUUGCCUUGCCCAGAUGUUUGUUGCUAUCUUUAUUGGCAAUGCAGACAGCUACAUUCUGGCUUCCAUGGCCUACGACCGCUACGUGGCCAUCUGCCGCCCGCUGUACUAUUCCUCCAUUAUGAGCCACAAACGUUGCCUCCAAAUGGUCACAGUGUCCUGGACUAUCACCAUGUUCCACUCGUCAAUUUAUACAUUUUUGAUGUCCCGUGUUGAGUUCUGUGACCCUGGGGAGAUUCCUCAGUUUUUCUGUGACCUUUAUCCUGUUCUGGAUGUUUCUUGCUCUGACUCCUACAUCAUAGAUGUAGUAUUGAUGACUGAGGGGGUGGUCGAGAUCCUGGGGCCGUUUGCGCUGAUUAUCAUUUCCUAUGCGUUCAUCUUCUUCACCAUCAUAAAGAUUCCAUCAGCUGGUGCAAAGCUCAAGGCUUUCUCGACAUGCGGGUCCCACAUUUGUGUGGUGGUCAUGUACUUUGGUGGUAUAAGCUUUGUUUAUUUCAAGCCAAAUGCGAAUGUAGUGGGACACCAAGACACCUGGGCUGCUAUGAUGUACACCAUGGUCAACCCCAUGGUGAAUCCUUUCAUCUACACCCUCAGGAACAAUGAAAUGAAGGCAGCCUUGAAAAGGGUCAUUAGGAAGCAUUUUCAUUAG
Messenger RNA from Gekko japonicus, 936 nucleotides. Its product is annotated as olfactory receptor-like protein DTMT. The transcript has a single exon. The record is from RefSeq and is a predicted model, not a curated record. NCBI's taxonomy places the organism in Eukaryota, Metazoa, Chordata, Lepidosauria, Squamata, Gekkonidae. The coding region runs from base 1 to 936 and encodes 311 amino acids. Gene Ontology annotation, cellular component: membrane. Gene Ontology annotation, biological process: G protein-coupled receptor signaling pathway. Gene Ontology annotation, molecular function: olfactory receptor activity; G protein-coupled receptor activity.